Messenger RNA from Colletotrichum costaricense, 1683 nucleotides. RefSeq lists its product as uncharacterized. Gene Ontology annotation, molecular function: transmembrane transporter activity. The record is from RefSeq and is a predicted model, not a curated record. Bases 1 to 1683 code for a protein of 560 amino acids. Lineage: Eukaryota; Fungi; Ascomycota; Sordariomycetes; Glomerellales; Glomerellaceae. Gene Ontology annotation, cellular component: plasma membrane. The transcript has 4 exons. Gene Ontology annotation, biological process: transmembrane transport.
AUGAGGGGCGAUCAGGAAACAACCAAGGCCGAAAAGGCUCUCCACGACCAGACAAACAUCUUACCUUUGAAGAAACUCCUAGUUGUCUUUGCAACCCUUGCAGUGACUUUAUUAGUCUCAUUCAUCGACCAGAAUGGCAUCAGUAUCACUUUGCCAACGAUUGCUGCGGACCUCAACGCGGAGGAUACGAUAUCAUGGGCGGGUACGUCAUCGCUCAUCGCCAACACGACAUUUCAGAUGCUCUACGGGCGUUUCUCAGAUAUUUUCGGCCGAAAAGCCGUAUUUCUGAGCGCCAUCGGUCUUUUGUCAAUUGCAGACUUGCUCUGUGGGCUUUCACAGAAUGCGACAAUGUUUUACAUCUUCCGUGGCGUUGCGGGCAUCGGCGGAGGCGGUAUCACGAAUCUCGCCAUGAUCAUUGUCUCCGAUGUCGUUACUUUGGAACAAAGAGGCAAGUAUCAAGGAAUCUUGGGCUCGAUGGUUGGUCUUGGAAAUGUUCUCGGCCCUUUCCUUGCUGCCGCCUUUGUUGAGAGGGCAACAUGGAGAGCGUUCUUUUGGAUGCUCUCACCCCUCGGUGUUAUCGUCGGUAUCAUCUCAUACUUCUUCCUGCCAUCUAAGCCCCCAGAUGACGACUUUAUGAAGAGUGUCAAAAAGAUCGACUAUGCAGGCUCAUUCACCUCGUCGGCCGGCGUUAUUUUGCUGCUUAUUCCCAUCUCUGGAGGUGGCGCAUAUUUUCCAUGGAAUUCAGCAAUGGUUAUCAGCAUGUUGACAAUAGGGGCGCUUGCUCUUGUGUCUUUUGUCAUUGUGGAGUGGAAGUUCGCCAAGCUUCCGAUGAUGCCAGUUCCCAUCUUCAAGAACAAGGUUGUUGUUGUCCUCUUGGCACAGUCAUUUCUGUUCGGAGCAGCGUACCAAGGAUAUCUCUACUACAUCCCGCUGUAUCUCCAGAACGCUCAUCAAUUCUCGGUCAUCCAUUCGGCGGGAAUCUAUGUUUCCUUAGUUGUUUGUCAAUCCGUAUUCUCAAUCAUCUCGGGACAGUACAUAUCGAGAACUCAGCGGUAUGGAGAAGUGAUCUGGGCAGGCUUUGGCCUCUGGACACUAGGAGCUGGUCUCACACUUAUUUUCGACCGAAAUACCAAGCCUGGAAUCAUCGUAAUUCCUCUGCUGAUCAUCGGCAUUGGUGUCGGAUUCAUCUUCCAGCCAACGCUGGUGGCCCUGCAGGCGCACUCCAUCAAGUCUCGCCGGGCAGUCAUCACUUCAAAUCGCAACUUUUUCCGAUGUGCCGGUGGUGCUUGCGGAUUAGCCGUCUCCGCGGCAGUGCUUCAAGCAACUUUGCGAGCAAACUUGCCUCCAGGCUUCAAGGACCUCGCCAGCAGUACUUACUCGAUACCGCAACUGAAUGAGCAAGAUAAGUCCGCGGUUCUCGACGCAUACAUGGCGGCAAGUCGAGCAGUUUUCAUUCUUCAGAUACCACUGAUCGGGUUGUGCUUGGUGGGCUGUCUGUUGAUCAAAGACAGAGGCUUGCAUCCGAUCGAGGAGGCGAAGUCAGAUGACACGUUCAGUGAGAGUCGGGAUGAAGAAAUGGGACACCCGAGUGAGAAAAGCUCACAUGAUGGCAACCACGACAGCCACGAGCAAGUGCUGGCACAGCGCACCAGCGCACCACAGCAACAACCCGGGAGGACGUGA